Mercurialis annua (annual mercury) is the source of this 1462-nucleotide messenger RNA. Its product is annotated as plant UBX domain-containing protein 4-like. Gene Ontology annotation, biological process: membrane fusion; nuclear membrane reassembly; proteasome-mediated ubiquitin-dependent protein catabolic process. Bases 104 to 1378 code for a protein of 424 amino acids. The record is from RefSeq and is a predicted model, not a curated record. The transcript has 4 exons. Gene Ontology annotation, molecular function: ubiquitin binding. Gene Ontology annotation, cellular component: nucleus; cytosol. NCBI's taxonomy places the organism in Eukaryota, Viridiplantae, Streptophyta, Magnoliopsida, Malpighiales, Euphorbiaceae.
CUACUCAGACAUCCAACCGGAGACGGCACCGUCGUCUCUCAAAACAUAUAUAAAUACGCCAACCAAUCACCAACGAACAAAAUAAAAAGAAAAAAACUCAACAAUGGAGAGCACUACAGAAGCAGAAGCAAACUCAGCAGCCCUAAUUAAUUCAUUCACCGAAAUUACCUCUUCAUCCAAAGAAGAAGCUCUCUUCUACCUCGAGAGUCACCAAUGGAAUCUAGACGCCGCCGUUUCAACUUUUUUCGACAGCAACAGCAAUACUAUUACUAACAUUAACGCCGUCGACGUCGACGAUGCUGUUCCGCUUCCUUUGGCGGCAGCCGCUACUAAUUCUUCAUCUUCUUCACAACAAUCCGACUCUCCUAAUUACAAUCCUUCGCUCUCUCCGUCAAGGUCGCGGUCUCGCUCUCCUUCUCCUGCGCCUCCGUCUCGCGUUCCUUACCGGUUGCGAUCCCGCGGGAAAAAACCGGCUAAGUCCGGCGGUGGUGGAAGUAAGGUGAGUGGUGGAAUCCGUACUCUUGCUGAUCUGAAUCGUGCUCCGGAUUUGGGGUCUGGUAGUGAUGAUGAUGACGAGGAUGGAGAUUAUCAGCCUGAGCAGUAUUACACCGGCGGUGAGAAGAGUGGAAUGGUGGUCCAAGACCCUAAUAAGAAACCUUAUGAUGCGGAUGCAAUUUUCGUUCAAGCUAAAACUUCAGGAGUGGAAAGACCUAUCGAGUCUUCCUCAACUUCUAGAAGUUUCGCAGGAGUUGGGAGAUUACUCUCUGGUGAGACUGCUCCAUCUGCUGCUCCUCAACCACCUGAAGCUGUCCUUCACAAUGUGACUCUUUGGAGGAAUGGCUUUACUAUUGAUGAUGGCCCUUUGCGAAGGUUUGAUGAUCCUGCUAAUGCAUCUUUCUUGGAGAGUAUCAAGAAGUCCGAGUGUCCUUCGGAGCUUCAACCUGCAGAUAGGAGGUCUCAGGUCCAUCUUGAUCUCAUGAGACGGGAGGAAAAUUACUUGGAACCAAAGAAACGCCAGACUUCAUUCCAAGGAACGGGAAGAACUUUAGGUAACAACAGUGACACAGCCACUGGUUCAACUUCCCCCGCUGCUUCUUUGAUGGCCGCUCCAUUGCCAUCAGUAGGUCUAGUUGUAGAUUCUUCACAGCCAACUACUUCAGUUCAGCUUAGGUUAGCAGAUGGAACACGAAUGGUAUCUCGAUUCAACUUGCAUCAUACUAUUAGAGAUAUACGUGGCUUCAUCGAUGCAUCAAGACCUGGAGGAGAGGGAAAUUACCAACUGCAAGUGAUGGGAUUUCCUCCAAAACAGCUCACCGAUUCGGAGCAGACGAUAGAAGCGGCUGGCAUUGCAAAUUCUGUUGUUAUUCAGAAAUUUUAAACAAAUUCAUGAUGGGAUUUAAACUAUCCUUUUAUUUGUUACUAUGGAGAUUUUGGAAAAUAUAAUUUAGUUAUUCCAAUUGCA